UUAAUGACGUAUGAAGAACUUCCGAAGCUAGAUCUGCUGCGUGCAUUUCCUACACACGUGUGGCAUUUCACAAGUUGUUGGAACACUGAAAAGCCCUAGCUCCAACCCCUCAUCCAUCCCUGAGCAGAAAGGAUGUCCAGUGAUGUGGAACGGCUGUUGAUCCAGUUUCAGGAUGAAGCGGGGGAGCCGCUGGGUUCUCCCUUUGAUGUCCCGCUGGACAUCACACCUGACAAACUACAGCUGGUCUGCAAUGUACUGCUACAGAAGGAGGAGCCGGUGCCGUUGGCGUUCUUUGUGCGUGGCGAGGCGGAGGUGGUAGAGAGUCUGAGGGUGUGUGUGAAGGCCCUGGGGGCAGAGACUGAGACAGUUCUGCCCGUAGUGUACCAACCCCAGGCAGUGUUCAGGGUCAGGGCUGUGGCUCGCUGUACCUCCUCACUACAAGGACACACAGAGGCUGUCAUCUCUGCCGCAUUCAGCCCUACUGGGAAGUACCUGGCCAGUGGUUCUGGAGACACUACAGUGAGGUUCUGGGACUUGACCACCGAGACACCACAACAUACCUCCAGAGGCCACUCCCACUGGGUGCUGACUAUUUCUUGGUCACCUGACGGCAGGAAGCUGGCCUCUGGCUGCAAGAACAGCCAGAUCUGUAUAUGGGACCCAGUGACAGGACAGCAGAUGGGAAAGACCCUGACAGGACACACCAAGUGGAUCACAUGGAUCUGCUGGGAACCUCUACACCUUAACCCAGAGUGCCGUUACCUGGCUAGCAGCAGUAAGGACGGGGCGGUGAGGGUUUGGGACGUUGUGUUGGGCCGCUGUGAGAGGAUCCUGACGGGGCACACCCAGUCUGUUACCUGUGUGAAGUGGGGCGGAGACGGACUGCUAUACACAUCAUCACAGGACAGGACCGUUAAAGUCUGGAGGGCUAAAGACGGGGUCCAGUGCAGGACUCUUCAAGGCCAUGCUCACUGGGUCAACACCCUGGCUCUCAGUACUGACUACGUGCUACGUACCGGCGCCUUCGAUCCCGCCGACGCUACCAUCAACCCCCAGGACCAGACUGGAACAUUUGAGGAACUCAAAGAGAAAGCCUUGCAGAGAUACAACAAAGUCAGGGGUGCGGCCCCGGAGCGUCUGGUGUCGGGCUCUGAUGACUUCACCUUGUUCCUCUGGAACCCAGCAGAGGAUAAGAAGCCUCUGGCAAGGCUGACGGGUCACAGCGCUCUGGUCAAUGAGGUCCUGUUCUCCCCCGACACACGCCUCCUCGCAUCGGCUUCCUUCGACAAGUCCAUCAAGAUCUGGGACGGACGCACCGGAAAGUACCUACAGUCCCUGCGUGGUCAUGUAGCAGCAGUGUACCAGGUGGCGUGGUCAGCAGACAGUAGACUGAUGGUCAGUGGGUCCAGUGACUCCACUCUGAAGGUCUGGGACAUCAAGACUGGCAAACUACACACUGACCUACCUGGACACGCAGAUGAGGUGUUUGCUGUGGACUGGAGUCCUGAUGGUCAGAGAGUAGUCAGCGGAGGAAAAGACAAGUGUCUCAGAAUAUGGAGGAGGUAGCCACACCAAUCACGUGCCUUACUAGCCCCUGUCUCCACCAAUCAGGAGGCCAGGAUGACUGACAGGAUGCGGGGCCAGCGGUCUGAGACGUCCUGGUCCUACAUUGGACCAUAAUGCCCUGCUUUUAACUGUCAACAACAGCCACACUUACUGAGGACUGCUGAUCAAUGUGAUGUAGGAGGAAGAAAGGAAAGGGAGAGAGUGAUGAGAAAUGGAGAGGAGGAUAUAACUAGAGGUAUGGAAGUAGGGGUGGCAUUAGUGGAGGGAGCCUGGGGCUAGUAAGGUACGAUAUCUAAUAUAUGUGUGUGUUGACGUCUAUACCUGAGCCUUAGCUGGCAGGUACACAGCAGGGGGACUGUAGGAGUAAAGGAGUCUUAAUACAGCUCGUUGGAACACCUGGUGUCUUCUACUAAUGCAUUCUCUCAAGGUUGUUAUAGGAAAGUAAAACUAAUCAGGAAAAACCAUUUAGUAAACUGAAAUAAAUAUAAUUAACAAACCCUUUUGAAAAAUGAAAACUAUACUGAAACUAACUACAAUAAAAAUAAAAACCAUAAUGAA
This is a messenger RNA of Coregonus clupeaformis (lake whitefish), 2124 nucleotides long. RefSeq names its product notchless homolog 1 (Drosophila) (gene nle1). Gene Ontology annotation, biological process: Notch signaling pathway; ribosomal large subunit assembly. The transcript is spliced from 13 exons. The record is from RefSeq and is a predicted model, not a curated record. Bases 133 to 1566 code for a protein of 477 amino acids. Gene Ontology annotation, molecular function: protein binding. NCBI's taxonomy places the organism in Eukaryota, Metazoa, Chordata, Actinopteri, Salmoniformes, Salmonidae. Gene Ontology annotation, cellular component: nucleolus.